Molecule: messenger RNA, 990 nt
Organism: Ilex paraguariensis (yerba mate)
Lineage: Eukaryota; Viridiplantae; Streptophyta; Magnoliopsida; Aquifoliales; Aquifoliaceae
Source: the annotation of a GenBank genome assembly
AUGGCCAAACGUUUCAAGCUUCGAUUUUCUCUUCCCUCCCUCCAAUUCUGUCGUUCCAAACGAUCAUCUAUGUUGCCACAUAGUCCUUUGCCGGCGACGUUCAUGUUCUUUCCGGUGAACCCUAAAGCAUUCGACAUCACGUAUCCCAGCUUUCCAGACGCACCGCCAUCAACCCCCAAAAGUCCAAAUGAUCAUCACCCUUUAUUCCAACCCCGAGCUCCAUCAAAAACCACACCUGUCAGUGGCUCAAAAGAGUUCAAUAAAAAAGAACAUGACGGGAAAAUGUAUAAGUCGCCGGCUUCCGAUGAGUUUGACGCCAGCUUAUGGCCGGUUAUACCGCCAAAAGGCGAAAAGAAGAAGAAUAAAAAGACGAAAGAUAAACCCACAAAAAAGAAAUCACAAGCUAGUGUUUGUACGAGCAUUUCGUCGGCAGAAAGCGGUUGGUCGUUCACCAGCGAAGGUGGCGAUGAGGAAGAGACUGAAAGCCUAGUUUCAUCUUCUAGAAGUUUUGAUUCUUCGUAUGACUUCGGUUAUUCAUUAGGGACUAUAAGCGAAAGCUCCAUUAAUGGAGGAAGAAGAAAGAAAAAACAUAAUCUUAAGGUUCGGAGGUUGGGACGUUAUGCUUCUAAUACUUGGAAAAACGGUGAGAAAACAACAACAACAGCAGCACCGCCGGAAAAUGAAUCUCCAGUGAAGAAAUCAGUUUUCAGGAGACUGAUAUCGCCGUGCUCGGCGGAGGGAAAGGUGAACGAGAGCUUUGCCGUGGUGAAGAAGUCAGAAGACCCAUAUGAAGAUUUCAAGAGAUCAAUGUUAGAGAUGAUAUUAGAGAAAGAGAUGUUUGAGGCCAAGGAUUUGGAGGAACUCUUGCAGUGUUUUCUCUCUCUGAAUUCCAGCAACCAUCAUGCAGUUAUAGUUGAGGCCUUUGCAGAGAUUUGGGAGGUUUUGUUCAGCAAAUCCCCUAAGUCUUCGAGUGCUUCCAUUGGUUUUUGA